Molecule: messenger RNA, 2369 nt
Organism: Cataglyphis hispanica
Lineage: Eukaryota; Metazoa; Arthropoda; Insecta; Hymenoptera; Formicidae
Gene: Diap2
Product: E3 ubiquitin-protein ligase XIAP-like
Exons: 9
Coding region: 428-2212 (594 amino acids)
Biological process (GO): negative regulation of apoptotic process; positive regulation of protein ubiquitination; regulation of cell cycle
Cellular component (GO): nucleus; cytoplasm
Molecular function (GO): cysteine-type endopeptidase inhibitor activity involved in apoptotic process; ubiquitin protein ligase activity
Source: RefSeq, a predicted model, not a curated record
AUGGAUAUGAUCAUACCAGAGAGAAGCUUCUCUCUGAUAUAAAUAAGAGAGACAAACCAAGCAAUCUGUUUAACAUCUAACCGUCUAAUUCUAACGUAAGAUUGCGUAAGAUCGAAAGACAAGUAAACAGUGGACAGGGACAGUCCCGAAGUCCUGGGUUCCGAUCUGGUGUCAUCUCUAAUAGAUCGAGGUUAAUUUACGUAAAAAUAUAGUGUAAGAACGCAAAAUUUUGCGAGAGUGAAGAAUAAUAUCUCAUUGUGUAUGAAUAGAAAAACGUAACACGGCGUCCCAUAGAGGAUGGGAAAGAAAUCCAAUGAAACGAGCUAUGUCAUCUAAGCAAGAUGUCUCAUUAGACGGGAAGAUGAUUUUUGGAUCUUUACUUAAUCAACGGUAGUCUGCUGACUUGUCUAAAUAAAUUUAAUUCAAGAUGAACGUUGAGGAGAAGAGACUCGCGACGUUUCGCGAAUGGCCAUCAAACGCCGCGAUCGGCGCGUCGUGUCUCGCGAAGGCGGGGUUUUACUAUACUGGACGUUGCCUGGAGGUACAGUGCUUUUUAUGCGGCACGAUGAUAUCGGAUUGGAAUUAUGGUGAUCAAGCGAUGGCUCGUCAUCGACGGACAGCGCCCAAUUGUCCCUUCGUCAUUGAUCCUGCUGGGACUUGCAACGUUCCCUUUAUCCCGACGACAGCUAGUGUCGCAUUGGAAUCGACGAACACGACAUCGUCGAAUACGCGACGAUCCGACAGUGACGAAGGUCCGGAACAACUGCUGUCAUCUGUAACGCCGUGGCUGUCCAAUCCUUUAACUCUAAGAGAAUAUGAAACUGUUUCGCAAAGGCUGCAAACGUUUGACAAUUGGCCGCUAAGUUCUAUCAUUCGUCCAGAACAACUGGCUGCAGCGGGAUUUUACUAUCUUCAGUAUAAAGAUUUGGUGGAAUGCGCAUUUUGCAAAGGUAUUCUAAUGAAUUGGAAAGCUGGUGAUGAUCCAGAGCAUGCUCAUAAAUUAAAUUUUCCUAAUUGCGAUUUCUAUAUGAGACAAACAGAAGAUGAUGAUGCAUUUGGAUUAGUCAGAGUCUUAUCUGGCACUAGCACAAAUUUAACAGAAUUAGGUAUACAAAUGCAUACUGUAUCUAUAUCACAAUAUACAACAUAUGAAAAAAGAUUGCAGACUUUCCAAAAUUGGCCAAAAAAUCUUAAGCAAACUCCAGAGAUGUUAGCUGCUGCUGGAUUCUAUUAUCAAGGGUAUGAUGAUCAAGUCAGAUGCUUCCAUUGUGAUGGAGGAUUACAUGGUUGGCAACCAACAGAUGAUGUAUGGAUUGAACAUGCAUACUGGUUUCCAAAUUGUGGCUUUGUAAUUCUUAUGCGUGGUCACAAAUUUAUCAAACAUAGUAUAGAUACAAGAGGAUCUUUAAAUCUUUCGAUUUUUGCUGAUGUAACAGGAGAAAAUGAUGCCAUAGAAACUUCAGCAACUCUUCCCAGAGUACAACUUAAUGAAGCAUUAACAGAUACAACAAUGUCUGUAACAGAUGUAUUAAAAAUUACUUCAGUUACUUCCAGUACUUCAGUUUCACAAUCUAGCGAACCAAUAACAGAUACAGUGACACAACCUAUGGCAGGUGCCACAGAUACUAUAGUUACUUCUGUUCCCACAGUUUUACCUUCUAACAAGUCAAUAACAGAUGUAACAGUUAAGAGACUACUAGAUACUGCCCCAGUUAAGGCUGCUCUUGAAAUUGGACUACAUGUAGAUAGAGUAACUAAAGCUCUGAAAAGAAGAAUGGAAGAAGUUGGCGAACCUUAUGUAAAUGUUACACAACUCAUAGAGGCUGUUCUACAUGAUCAACUUAUGGAAGAUCAUACUAGAUUUGAUAAUAAUACUCCUACCUCAUCAUCUUUGGAAUUGAAGACUUUAUUUAAUCAAAUUAUGCAAUCAGCUAGCAAUUCUACAAGUAAGACACAAGUAUCUAACACAGCUGAAAACAAACAUGAUAAGAAAGAAACUGAUAAUGAAUCAGAUGACAUUAUGUCUUUACGAGAGGAGACUAGAAAAUUGAAGGAGGCUCGUUUAUGCAAGAUUUGUAUGGACAAUGAAUUAGCUAUAGUGUUUUUACCUUGUGGCCAUUUAGCGACGUGCGACAACUGUACACCAGCCCUAACGACCUGUCCAUUGUGCAGAUUAAAGAUUCGCGCUUAUGUUCGUAUCUUCUUGCCUUAAAUAUGAAAUAUUUUUACAAGAAGAUAUUUCCUCGUAGAAAUCGAGGUGAUCCUUACACGCAAGCAUCUUGGACAAUUUUGGAAAUAAGCUAUUUUCAAUACAGCCGUUAAAGUCUGUCGAAUCGAUUGACGAAAUGAACUGUAUAACCAUUACAGAC